UUUUUCAUUAUUAGGAAAAAUGACGGAAGAAAGGCAACGGAGCAUGGCGGUUCUGCCAUGGAUGCGAGACCCCAUUGACGUGACUCUCUGUGAAGAACUCCCUCUCCAUUCCGUCCCUCUUCUCCACCCGACGUUGCAGCUCGCACUACAGAACAUGGGAAUCUCCAAGCUCUUCCCCGUUCAGGUCGCCGUUUGGCAAGAGACCGUUGGACCGGGCAACUUCCGCCGUGACAUUUGCGUCAACUCACCCACCGGAAGCGGCAAAACCUUGGCCUACGCGCUCCCUAUCGUGCAAAUGCUAUCCACGCGCGUAGUUAAGUGCCUCCGUGCCUUGGUUGUGGUUCCCACCCGCGACCUCGCUUUGCAGGUUAAACAAGUCUUCGACGCCGUUGCGUCUCCGUUAGGCUUGCACGUUGGUUUGGCCGUUGGUCAAUCUUCCGUCGCCGACGAGAUUUCUAGCCUCGUCUACGUGCCUGGACACGAUCCUGGCACGUGCUUUGAUCCGCCCGAUGCUUUGCUUCGGUUCCAAAGCAAGGUGGACAUAUUGGUGGCAACCCCUGGAAGACUCAUGGAUCACAUCAAUAGCACUAAAGGUUUCACACUUGAACAUCUUUAUUAUCUUGUGGUUGAUGAAACGGAUCGAUUGCUCCGGGAGGCUUAUCAGUCCUGGCUGCCUACUGUGCUGGAAUUGACUCAAUUUAGUGAUGAUGUUUUUCGACCAGCGGAUUCUUUGUCCCCUUUCUCUCUUGGUGGUGCAUUAAGAACCAGAAGAAGAUGUGGAGUAGAGAGGGGGUUCAAGGAUAAUCCUUACCCUAGGCUGGCAAAGAUGGUUCUAUCUGCGACAUUAACUCAGGACCCAGGCAGGCUUGUUCAGCUUAAUUUGCAUCACCCUUUAUUCCUGAGAGCUGGGAAAAUGCGAUAUCGACUCCCAGAAAAUUUAGAAUCUUACAAACUGAUUUGUGAAAGAAAGGUCAAACCCUUGUAUUUGGUUGCCCUUUUGAAAUCCCUGGGAGAAGAAAAAUGCAUAGUUUUUACAAAAUCUGUGGACUCAACACAUCGGCUCUGCAAAUUACUAAAAUGUUUUGGAGAUCUGCAAAUUGAUAUAAAGGAGUAUUCUGGUCUUCAACAUCAACGUGUAAGAAGUAAGACAUUGAAUGAAUUUCGUCAAGGGGAUUUUCAAGUGCUUGUAUCUUCUGAUGCAAUGACUCGUGGAAUGGACGUUGAAGGGGUAAGAAAUGUUAUUAAUUAUGACAUGCCCAAAUACAUAAAGACUUAUGUUCAUCGGGCAGGUAGAACUGCAAGAGCUGGCCAGACUGGGCGUUGCUUCACAAUGAUGGCAGAAGAUGAGGUUCGACGAUUUAAAAAGUUGAUGCAAAAGGCUGAGGCUAGGUCUUGUCUUGAGCACUCUGUUCCAUCCAGUUUGAUUGAAGAACUUCAUACUACCUACCAAUCAGCACUGGCAAAAUUUAAGGAGAUAAUUUUGGAGACACGAAAGAAACCUAAGGAUUAGUCUUCUCAAUCAAUCAAAGAGUGAAAGAUGAAAAACAUUCACUGGAAUAGCGGCUCAUUUAUGGAAUCCACACAAGGGAAUCGCUUGUGAACUUUUCACACAUCAAAGUUAUCCCUGGAAAGAUUCAACUAACCAUGCAAGUUGUACAGUGGAAAUAACAGGCUGAAGCACGGUCUUAAGGGCUUGAACUGUAAUUUUGGGGACAUAUUCCUUGGUGGUGUUUGUUUUCUCCUAUUUCUUGGGGCCUUGUACUAUCUGAUUCUUUCAUUGACGGGGCAGAUGUAUGAGAU
Abrus precatorius (Indian licorice) is the source of this 1800-nucleotide messenger RNA. RefSeq names its product DEAD-box ATP-dependent RNA helicase 1. Gene Ontology annotation, molecular function: ATP binding; nucleic acid binding. The coding region runs from base 20 to 1510 and encodes 496 amino acids. The record is from RefSeq and is a predicted model, not a curated record. The transcript has 8 exons. Gene Ontology annotation, cellular component: nucleus. Lineage: Eukaryota; Viridiplantae; Streptophyta; Magnoliopsida; Fabales; Fabaceae.